Suillus discolor is the source of this 670-nucleotide messenger RNA. RefSeq lists its product as uncharacterized. The transcript has 2 exons. Bases 129 to 578 code for a protein of 149 amino acids. Lineage: Eukaryota; Fungi; Basidiomycota; Agaricomycetes; Boletales; Suillaceae. The record is from RefSeq and is a predicted model, not a curated record.
AGUAGACUAUAAAUUGUUACACGUUGGGUGAUAUAUUGUCUGUCUGAUCACCCAACCUAUCCUGCACAUGGAAGGAAUCCUUAGGUCCAGAACUCGGCGCGGCCAACACCUCUAAUGAUUGGUUAGCUAUGUUUCACUUGGAUCGCAGGACAAGUCACCUUUUUUAUGAUAUCAUUGAUGCAUGGGCUGCCUUUUUCUAUGCAAUCGACAACUGCAUGCUUGUUUGUUCAAACACGUUUCCGCUCAUGUCCGUGUCGUUGCUUGUAAUACCAGCCUUGAGCGAGCCCACGGAUCAAGGCGUUGGGCGGACUGUAAACCUUCGAAUGCUCUUUCAAAAAAGUGUACCCAUAGUCAUGCAUAGGAAGCGGACUCUUGGGCAGCGCUUUAUACGUAUUCCGAAACUGUGCAGGCACAAAUCUGGCUACAGCUGGUCCACCAAGUGCAGAGCUUCAAGAUUGUUGGGAUGGUUUAAUUUCGACCCGUCAUCGCAAAAGGGCACUGUGACUAUGUACGCUGCGCGUACAGCAUACAACACACCACGUAGUUUUCCUCAGUAUUCUGCAGGUCCUCGACGUUAGAUUCAUUUUCUUGGUCUGUCAGCUAGAUUAUUCGCGGGUUCAUAGCCCUGGAUGAGACCCCGCCUGGUUGCUAAUGCUUCCGCUGUCUUGUG